Molecule: messenger RNA, 2110 nt
Organism: Anthonomus grandis grandis
Lineage: Eukaryota; Metazoa; Arthropoda; Insecta; Coleoptera; Curculionidae
Product: fibronectin type 3 and ankyrin repeat domains protein 1-like
Exons: 5
Coding region: 1225-2064 (279 amino acids)
Cellular component (GO): cytoplasm
Molecular function (GO): protein binding
Source: RefSeq, a predicted model, not a curated record
UGCAAAGAUUUCAAGGGAGUAUUGACCCAACAAAAAUAAGAACUUUUUUCCAUAUAAACGUAAGUCCUUACUUGCUUCGUUUUCUAGAUACAGAGUGAAAAGUUUUUUAAUAAAAUCGGUUUUUUGUCCAUUAUUCAAAAUCCUUUCAGCCGAUUUAAAUAAAACUUGGCAGGUUUAUUUGUCGUCAUAAAGGCCCUCCUCUGGUGGGAAUAAAAUAAAUUUAUUAAUUCCAGUGGCGUUUCGGGGGGCUACGUACUUGAUGCUUCUAAGUAAAAUUAUAGUACGCCACCGCUUUUUUGACAAUUUAAUUUUUUUUUUAGAUUAAGCGGUCAAUAAUGUAACUUUCUUGCCUCUUGAGCCUUACUCGUAUCUAGCUCUAUUUCUAGGAAAAAAAUCUAUUAUUAAAACAAAUAAUAAAUUCGCAUCGAUUAUUGAGAUUCAUUUAAUUUCUUUUCAAAAUUUAACUUAGCCUAAGUAACAGAUACAUACAAAAGCAGAUUUUUAUAACAAUUUAAGGAAAAUUUUACACCCUAUAUCUAGAGAACGAAACAAGUUAGAACAUACGUUUUUACGAAAAAAACUUCUUAUUUUUGGCUGGUAAAUACGCCCUUAAAAUCUUCGCACUCAAUUUUGAAUCACCUUGCAUUUUAUAUAAGUAUGUUUUUGGAUAGUGAUACCCAAUAUGGACUUAAUUAAAUCCAGGACGUAACCUUUUCUUACUUUACACCGAAUUUGGACAAAACCCUAAAUUUGCCACCUUAUUUGUGCUUACAUUUUAUAACUAUUUAUAUUGGAAUUAAUAAACGUUAUUAUUUGAGCUGUAGGAUCUCUAUACCAGUACAUUUGCCUUGAUUAAACCAGCUUCCUUAACAAGCCACGUAUAUAAUAUCAAUAUAUUAAUUACUUCCAUUUAUUAAAAGACUAGAGAGAGAGAAGAAGAACAUCCGGCAGAUUAUUUAGCGCCUAUGGUAUAUAAUAUUCCGCUGGUUUUACAUUUAAUGGGCAUAAUGGCCCCGCUAAUUUCAAAGCCGGUCCUGAAUGAGACACAGGAUGUACGGAAAAAACGACUUGAAUUCAUUUUCAUACAUUAUCUCUCUUGUUUUGUCGCUUUUUUAUUAAUAUUAUUAUUGAAGGAAACCAGGGAACUUGUUGGGUCAAUCUUUUUUUAUUAUCCCUGGACGCUCACACAAAUGUUUGAUCAAUAAAACGAGUUCUUGCCACACCAUGCAAUAUCCUAAAACCUUAAUAAGAAACCCGAACGAUGUAACAAUUAGUUGGGAGAAUAUUUAUGGAGAAAAUCAUAAUGAUUUCAAAUUGCAGAUACGCGAUGAGUUCAAACAAUGGAAAACGGUCUACCGAGGCCCAAAGACCUUAACAAAAGUAGACGGUCUUGCCCCAUGCACUUGCUACCAGUUCAGACUAAAAACUGAUGAGAACAGUGAAGAAUGGUUGGAAUUUAAGGCGGCAACCGAAGAUAUUGGCCCUUACACAUCGGUCAUACAUAUGACCAGGGCAGUUAGGCUUGGAAAAACCUCGGUUAUUAGGAAAAUCGCACAAAUGAGGCCUGUCCUCUUAAAUGCAGAGAACAAAGAGAAUAAAACGCCGAUUUUCCAAGCAAUCGAGACGGGUGAUCUUCAAAUAAUUCAGCUGCUGAUAACAUUGGGUGCGAACGUAAAUAAACCGCAGAGACAUACCAAAAGAACCGCUUUGAUGUUUGCAAUAUACAGGGGGGAAUUACAAGCUGCCACUCUUCUUAUGGAUAAAGGAGCUUCUAUUUAUUGUCAAGAUAUUAAUGGGUUAACAAUUCUACACUAUGCGGUCGACUCAAACGAACUAAAUAAUGUAAAGUUUGCAAUUGAUUGUAAAGUUGACAUUAAUAUGCAAGAUAAUAGUGGUUGGAGUCCGUUACUGAGAGCAGGUAUUUUACAAGUAAAACCCGAGAUAACUGAGCUUCUGUUGUCCAGUGGAGCCGAUACAAAUAUUAAGGAUUCUAAUGGUUUUAAUUAUCAAAAACAUUUGGAAAUAGCAGGAAGGGUUUUUCAUAGGUCUUUGAAAAAAAUGUGAAUUAUUAAAAAAAAAUAUAUAUUAAUUAAAGAACUUUUAUGCUUCA